Messenger RNA from Polistes canadensis, 2499 nucleotides. RefSeq names its product fork head domain transcription factor slp1-like. Gene Ontology annotation, molecular function: DNA-binding transcription factor activity; sequence-specific double-stranded DNA binding. The transcript has a single exon. Gene Ontology annotation, biological process: regulation of transcription by RNA polymerase II. Lineage: Eukaryota; Metazoa; Arthropoda; Insecta; Hymenoptera; Vespidae. Gene Ontology annotation, cellular component: nucleus. The record is from RefSeq and is a predicted model, not a curated record. Bases 407 to 1738 code for a protein of 443 amino acids.
ACGCGCAGAUGCUCCGACGGAGCGCCUCGGUUAUUCGUUCCUUCCUAUGUUGCAUCUGUUCAAUCAAUUUCUAGUUUUGUUUUCUUUUUGUUUUCAAUUCGUUAUACACGAUAAAACGUUUCUUAUUCGACUUGGAAAUAAUAAGUGCACGAACUUUGUUGAUCCCCCAUUAAGUUUGCUAACAGGAUAAUAAUUAAACAAGUGUUUGUUUGUUUGUUUGCUGUGAUGUGCGUGAUUUAUUACUCUACGUCCAAUUAUGAUAAUUGAUAAUAGAGAGAUAAUAAUUACGUGAUAAAGGAUUUUUUUUCGAUUGGGAACUAUCGAAUAUACGCGUGUGAUACGGCGAUAAAUCGAAAAAGUGUUGCAAACAUUAAUUUGCGAAUUGGGGCUCAAGGAAUACUAACAAAUGAUGGUUAACAUGGAGGCUUCUAACGAACAACACACGGUGACGGCGGCAUCGCCACCACCACCACCACGAACUACACUUAAAAGUAGUUUUAGCAUUCGUAGUAUAUUACCGGAAGCUUGUUCUGGAACACCAUCCUCGGUACCGUCGGUCAGCCAAUCGAUUUCCUCCGAUGCAUCGCACGCCGAGGAUAGCGACGAGUCUUGUGAUUUGGAUGUAACAGGUGACGGCACGGAAACCCCGCCCCCCUUGGAUUGCUCGAGAAAUUCUAAUUCGACCAAUCCGUCGGAUCAAACUAAUCAUCCGAAUGAAAAUCAUUCGGGAGAGAACAAUAAUAGCAACGACGAUCAAACUAGCGACGUUAAAAAAAAACCUGAAAAACCGCCGUACAGUUACAACGCAUUGAUAAUGAUGGCCAUUCGCGAAAGUCCGGAAAAACGAUUAACCUUAAACGGCAUUUACGAAUACAUCAUGAAAAAUUUCCCAUAUUACGAGAACAAUAAACAGGGAUGGCAAAAUUCUAUAAGGCACAAUUUGUCGUUGAACAAGUGUUUCGUCAAAGUACCGAGACACUACGACGAUCCCGGUAAGGGUAAUUAUUGGAUGUUGGAUCCGAGCUCGGACGAUGUUUUUAUCGGUGGUACUACGGGAAAAUUGAGAAGGAGAUCUUCAGCGAUAUCGAGGUCGAGAAUGGCCGCAUACAAAAGAAGCAUGUCCUUGGGUGGUUUGUAUCCAAAUCCGUAUGCACCAGCGGGUUGGCCAACUACCCUCUACACUUUUCCUUAUCUACAUCGUGCCGUAUAUCCAGCCGCAACUGCAGCUUAUUCCAACCCACCGGGUGGUUAUCCAACGAGCCUUUUACCUGGCACGGCUUCAACGACCACCGCCGCCACUGGCUUACCUUGCAAACCUCAACCAGUUCCAGCAACCGCUGCACCACCAGCACACGGUUCUUUUUCCAUGGAAAGGUUACUCCAAACCUCCACCGGUUAUCCAACAAAUAUCGCUACGAUAUCAAACAUCCCGGCUACCGGUCCUUACGAUUUUUACACUACUCUGAGAUCGUUAGCACAUCAUCAUCAUCAACAUCAAACCCAUGCUGUUUUUAAUCAACAACAAAGGUAUCAUGUCAAUCAACCCUCCGCAUUGAGUCAACCACCUUCCAAUACGGCAUCACCGGGUAGUAGUCCCGAACCAAUGUCCCCCCAUUCGCCACCGGUUUCAAUUUGUUCUAGUAAUACGAUGGUACAACAAACCAACAGACAAAUUCCUCACUCUCCUCCACAACUUUUACUCAAACCCAUUACCGUUCUAACCGGCAGGCAAAGUUGAAUUCUAUAAUCUUCUUCAUUUCUUUCUCUCUUGUUUUUUCUUUUUUUUUUAUUAGGAUUUGUUUUAUUUCUAUUAGAACUUAAUCAAUUAAUUAUUACGAUUCAAUUAUUUUACUUUUAAUUGUACUUUUCGACGAGUUAUCGGUUUCAUUCCCGACGAAAUUCAUUUAUUUUAAUUCAAAUCUAAUGGUAUGUACGGAACGAUUACUGUCUUGUAAAGUUUACUGUAUAAAUGUAUCUUCUAUUUAAUUCUAUUUUCCAAAUUAUAAUUUAUAUUUUAUUUAAUAGUAUAUUAUAUAUAUUUAAAGUCCUAAUCAUAAAAAAAAAAAAAAAAGGGACACACCACUUGUACAUACGAAUUGUAAAAUAUAAUGAAUAGAUAAAUGCGCGUAGAUUAAAUUGUCGUUAAGAAAAUUAUUGCGAUCGAUUGUAGGUAUAAGUUAAAAUAUGAUGAGAUUAUUUUCUAUUAAUAAUACUUUAAUCAUUCAAAGUGAUAUGCCAUGGGAGAUCCAAUAUCUUCAUGCCAAAUAUUAUUAAAUAUUAAGUAUUCGUGAAUAAGUUUAAUUUGAGAUCUGGAUAAUUAAUAUAAUGAUUAAAAUAGUGGCAUGAAAAAUGUAAAUUUGAGUACCGCAUUUCAUUCGUUUCAGUCUACUCUGGCCCAAUUUUUUCACAAAUCCUACAGUCACGAACAUUUGAAUAUAUUACUUGUUUAAUAUCAUUAAAUUCAUCCUUAGAAAAUGUAUUAGCGAAGUAAUAUAAUAA